AAAAAAGCAACCAAGUCUCCGACCAUGAGGUUCACUGCCAUUGCUGCCCUUCUCCUCGCUGCCGUCGCAAGCGCACAGUCUCCUAUCUUCUCGAACUACGCGAUCGGUUUCACAGAGAUGACGGUGGCCAGCAUCGUCUUGGCCCCCUACCCUCUGUGUGUCAACAAAAAUGUCUGUAUCACCGUUAUCGGAACACUCAGUACCUCUAUCGUCACCGGCGCCAGGUUGUCGAUCUCUGGCAAAUAUGGCGGACGCGUCGUCUACACCGAUAAUCAGGACCUGUGUAAUCUCCUUUACGUUCAGGGACAUCCAUGCCCCGUUCCUCCUCUCGCCUCCAUUACUGCCUGCGUCCUCGUCAAGCCUACUACCCCCACUGGCAUUCCCAUCGCGCUGACUAUCCAGGCCACCAACGGCAACGGCAAUGUGCUCUUCUGCCAGGUCGCCACGGUCACUGCCCAGAACUGCACUUAAAUCAGUCGA
Molecule: messenger RNA, 480 nt
Organism: Gamsiella multidivaricata
Lineage: Eukaryota; Fungi; Mortierellomycota; Mortierellomycetes; Mortierellales; Mortierellaceae
Exons: 2
Coding region: 25-471 (148 amino acids)
Source: RefSeq, a predicted model, not a curated record